Messenger RNA from Peniophora sp. CBMAI 1063, 1530 nucleotides. The record is from the annotation of a GenBank genome assembly. Lineage: Eukaryota; Fungi; Basidiomycota; Agaricomycetes; Russulales; Peniophoraceae.
AUGUCCGACCUCGGUACAAAGUUCGAACCCAGCAUCCGUCUUCGAGAGAUACUCAAAGAUGAUACUCAAAAUGUAUAUCGACCAGAGGUGGACACGAGUAGCGUCAAUGAGCGCAAGCUGAUUCGCAAAGUCGACUUGGCUCUAAUCCCACUGCUUGCGGCUUUCUACAUGAUGAACACGCUGGACAGGGGAGCUAUCGGCAAUGCGCGGCUCUAUGGCAUGGAGGCAGCCAUUGGACUCAGUGACAAGCAAUAUCUCCUGGCACUCACUGUGUACAUCUUCCCCUACUCUUUCCUGGAGCCGCCUUGCAAUCUCGCGUUCCGCAGGCUGCCACACCCAUCUUAUUGGUUCGCCGUCACGUUGUCGAUCUGUGGUAUAGCAAUGAUGUGCCACGGCUUUGCGAAGAACUUCGGCGACCUCGUUGGCCUGCGCAUCCUGCUUGGGGCCGCAGAAGCAGGCGUAUUUCCCGCCAUCAUCUUCUAUCUUUCUUGCUGGUACAGACAUUCUCAGAUUGGCCUACGUUUGGCCGUAUUCUUCGCGUCCAAUUCGUUAGCCGGUGCCUUUAGCGGGCUUCUUGCAGCGGCCAUACAUAAUAUGGAUGGCGUAGCCGGGAUCGCCGGCUACGCCUGGAUAUUCAUCAUCGAAGGCAUCGUUACCAUUGUGCUUGCAAUCAUGUCCCUGUUCUUGCUGCAAGAUUUCCCACAGUCAGCAAAGAUGCUGUCAGAGGAAGAGCGCGUGUAUAUCAUUCGUGGACUCUUGGCAGAUCACCAAUUCAGUGCGAGCGGAUCGGAGCCGUUCCGAAUGAGCGUUGUGAAGCAGACGUUACAAGAUCCAAAGACGUAUAUCACUGUCAUCAUCUGUGCUGGCUUUGUUGGACCACUGAUCUCCUUUCAACUCUUCUCACCAACAAUAGUCAACCAGUUGGGCUUUGAUGCAACGGCCGCAAACCUGCUGAGCGUACCGGCAUAUGUCUGGGGUUGCAUAUUGACAUGCAUUGUCGGCUUCGUCGGAGACCGCCGCGGACAGCGAGGCUAUGCUAAUCUUGUGUUGUUCGGCACGGGAUUCAUAGGCUACGUGAUCCUCAUUACCUCGCGUUCAACCGGUCUGUCAUACUUCGCGACAUUCCUCGCAGCAUCGGGGGUCUUCCCAACUAGUCCAAACACUGUUGCAUGGGUAACUAGCAACGUUGAAGGCUCGUACAAGCGCGCUUUCACCCUUGGGCUAGCAUUCGGCUUCGGUAACUUGCAGGGCGCAGUGACUUCAAAUGUUUACCGCGCGCAGGAUGAACCACGCUACAUCCUCGGUCACGGGAUCGCCCUGGCGUACCUAAGUAUCGGUUUCAUCACUUCGUUCGCGUAUAUGCUACUGCUUCGCAGAGAGAAUGCGGCUCGCAACAGAGACGAACGUGACGAGGUCAUCAUCGGGGUGGAUAACGACCGUGCGCGUGAAGAAAAUGGCGUGUUCGAAAGCAUUGAACAUGCGCGGCGGGAGAAGGGCGACGCGUGGAGUGGCUUCCGGUAUACACUGUGA